GACUGAGCACGGCCCGGUGGCGCUGGGCGGACGCUACAUGGCAGAGGGCGAAGGGUACUUUGCCAUGGCCGAGGACGAGCUGGCCGGAGGCGCCUACAUCCCCCUGGGCGGCGACUUCAGCGCGGGCGAGUUCGGCGGCGGCGGCGGCGACGGCUUAGGCGGGCCCUGCGUGGACUACUGCGAAGGCGCCACCGCGCACUGCAACGUGCUGAGCUGGGAGCAAGUGCAGCGGCUGGACGGCAUCCUGAGCGAGACCAUCCCGAUCCACGGGCGCGGCAACUUCCCCACGCUGGAGCUGCAGCCCAGCCUCAUCGUCAAGGUGGUGCGGCGGCGCCUGGCCGAGAAGCGCAUCGGCGUCCGCGACGUGCGCCUCAACGGCUCGGCCGCCAGCCACGUCCUGCACCAGGACAGCGGCCUGGGCUACAAGGACCUGGACCUCAUCUUCUGCGCCGACCUGCGCGGGGAGGAGGAGUUUCAGACUGUGAAGGACGUCGUGCUGGACUGCCUGUUGGAUUUCUUACCCGAAGGGGUGAACAAGGAGAAGAUCACACCACUCACGCUCAAGGAAGCUUAUGUGCAGAAAAUGGUUAAAGUGUGCAAUGACUCUGACCGCUGGAGUCUGAUAUCCCUGUCAAACAACAGUGGCAAAAAUGUGGAACUGAAAUUUGUGGAUUCCCUCCGGAGGCAGUUUGAAUUCAGUGUAGAUUCCUUUCAAAUCAAAUUAGACUCUCUUCUCCUCUUUUACGAAUGUUCAGAGAACCCGAUGACUGAAACAUUUCACCCCACGAUAAUCGGUGAGAGCGUCUAUGGUGAUUUCCACGAAGCCUUUGAUCACCUUUGUAACAAGAUCAUUGCUACCCGGAACCCGGAGGAAAUCAGAGGGGGAGGCCUGCUUAAGUACUGCAACCUCUUAGUGAGGGGCUUUAGGCCAGCCUCCGAGGAGAUCAAGACUCUCCAAAGGUAUAUGUGUUCGAGGUUUUUCAUUGAUUUCUCAGACAUUGGAGAGCAGCAGAGAAAACUGGAGUCCUACUUGCAGAACCACUUCGUGGGAUUGGAAGACCGCAAGUAUGAUUAUCUCAUGACCCUGCAUGGAGUGGUGAAUGAGAGCACAGUGUGCCUGAUGGGACACGAGAGAAGACAGACUUUAAACCUUAUCACCAUGCUGGCUAUCCGGGUGCUCGCUGACCAGAAUGUCAUCCCUAAUGUGGCUAACGUCACGUGUUAUUACCAGCCGGCUCCCUAUGUAGCAGAUGCUAACUUUAGCAACUACUACAUCGCACAAGUUCAGCCGGUGUUCACAUGCCAGCAGCAGACAUACUCAACUUGGCUACCCUGCAAUUAGCAGUCAUUUAGAAAUGUCCCGUGGGGAAGCCAUUUCGGCAAAAGUGGAAAAAAAGACAAAAAAAAAAAAAGGAGUAACCCACCCCUAAUUGGGGAUGUGUUUUGUGCAAUGAUGAUAUGCUCCUGGUUUUAAGCUUGGCAAAGUUUAUGGCUCUUCUCAUCCAUAUGGGAGCAUGAUCUAUAAACCGUGACCCUCCUUAGUGGUCCCCUUCCCUCCCACUCAAUUGGAUUCUGCCUUGAAACAAAAGAGACCUAACAUUUAAAGCAACCGGGUUCUCUUAAAACAAGGGACAAAUUCUAGAUGACAAUAUGGGUUUGCAGUAACUGCUCCCGUAGCUUUGCCAUGGUGGGGGAAAGUGGUUGAAAAACUUUUAAGGUUGAUUCAUAAAAGGGGAACUGCAGAGGAAAACAGUCUCACCCCACCUUGUUUAUUAGUUCAGGAGUUCAGAUAGUAACAAUACGGGAAGAAGGGGAACUCCAGCUUUGGGAUUUUACCUGAGGCCUGUAGCGAGUGCUGUCUGUAGAAUGAUCCUGUUGGGCCUAUAGAAACAACUUGCUCCGAAUGGACAGUAGUGGGUUGCUGCAGUUCUGGUAACAGACAGCAGAACUUGUGGUGACACAAUCCAUUAAUUCCAGCUGCGUACAUAGCUCGCAUUUUUUAAAAUGUAAAAUGCAAGCAAAAACAGCUGUAGUGAAGAAAAUAUGCUCAAGGACCAAAGAUUUAACGGAUAAAAACACCCAAGUACAGAGAUAAUAGAAUAGAGUUACUAUAUUUGUUACACUCCAGUAUACAUCAAAGUGCCUGUUGCUUUCUGAAAAUUUGAAGUGGAAAAAUUAUUUUAUGGUUUAAUAAUAAUUUUAUUUUAUCAGGGACUCAGAAGAAAAUAAAACAAUAUAUAAGCUUGUGAAUGGAGGAGGAAGUGCCCUAUUUUUUCUUGACAAAUGCCUGUAUAAAGUUGACAUUGUUGGUGUGAUGUUAUCAUAGGUACAUGUGUAUAUUAUGUGUGCAUAUGCAUACAUGCUGUAUGUGUAUAUAUAUACACACUACAAUGGCUAUGAUCUAGAACAGUGUAUCAAAUAGGAAAUGUUUAAAUACUGUGUGCUUUUAUGUUUAGGAUGACAUGUAACAUGGGCGUAUUGCAAUGAUGAAUUAAAAGCCACAUCUAAACAAAUUAAAGCAAACAAAGGGGGGAAAUAAGUAAUAUAUUUGAUAAGAGCAGAGAUUAUACAUUUUUGGUGAGGUUUCUGGGUUUUUUGUUUAUUUUUUUUUGUGCGUGAGCCAGAAAAUCCCACAAAUGGCAGAGUGUUUGGCAGAACACUUUAAAAACAAUAUUUGAACUGCCAUCUUGACAGUUUGAGCCCAUUUUUUUCUCUUUGGAAUAACUGCAUACCUGCACAGUAUGUCAUCUUGUGGAUCGUGAAUCAGUGGUAGGCUACCUAAAUCCUUAACUGCUACAAAUAAUUUCUGGUGAUCUGAACACUACUUAUAAAUAUUUAAAUGAAUUUUUAAAUGAAUGCAUUCUGCAUUUUGGGACCACUAGAAUUUAGUAAAUGUGAAAUGACCCUUUUUAAAGAGUAUUUGCACAAUUGCAUAAAGUUUAUAUAUGAGAUAUAUAUUAUAUAUAACAUUUUAUAGAUUUAUGCCAGUAUGAAACAUCUUCGAUCUGGUUGUCUAACUGCAUUUAAAUAUUUAGUACUGUACUUUAAAUUUAAUCACUUUGCAUUAAGUCAAACCCAACUUUAUUUUCUCUUUUCUAAGAGACCGGUUAUACCCUUGUGAAAUAAACUAGCAUUACUAUUUUAGUUUGAUGACCGCUAAUCCUAAAACCACCCCUCUGCCUACCCCUCUAGGCACUGGUCUCUGAAAAUGCAUUUGUUCAAACUAACACGUAAAAACCACAUAAUCCCUACCAACCCUAAUGGAAGACUGCCUACUACGAUAAUUUCCCUGAAGACCCAACCAGAAAAAUUUCGUCAUUAAAGAGGGAUCAGGGAAGGAAGUAGCGUUCUCCUGUUGGCAGUGUAAUUUGUUUGUCUGCUACCUGGGCAUCUGUCAGAUGCUAAAUACUGCAGCAAUCCAGGUUAAUCUGUCUGGAUACCUGUGGUACAUCUUUCUCUGAAGCCUCAAGGGGAACCUAAUUGGUUUGCUAUAGCAGCUUCCUGGUGAGUUCUGUCAGAGCUGUCCAGGCCCUGCACUGCCACUCACCAUUUUCUAGGGAGCUGUUCUGCUGCCAUGUUGGCAUGGUCGCCUUCACCCCAGCCCUGGGUUUGAAAAAUGAGUUGCAAAGUCCUAGGAAACAUUAUUCAACUUGCAGAAUAAGCCUGGUACUCAUCUGUCAGAAACCAGAGCUCUGCCUGCUUGGCUAUUUGAACGUUUUCUACAAGAAAACUAAAGGAAUGCUGAGGAGCGGAAGAGCCACUGGGGAUCUGCUUUCUCCUCACCCCCACUCCACAAAUGAGUUGUCUACCAUUUUAAAGAGUGUGGAGGUAUGGCCCUUCCAUAGCAACAACCUGCUGUUAAUUUCUGACAGGUUUUUGUUUGGAGAAGCCUUUUUUGAAAAUACACUUUUCAUUUAUUUUCUCAAAUAUUUAUAUUCUUUUCUUGCUUACUUCAGGGUUCGUAGCUUAGUUAAUACCUGGCAUUCAGUUAGAACAGCCUGUACUCGACAACUUUCAGCAUUUACUUUGAGACUUACAUAAUUUAUUUCUCUCUUGUGUGUACUAUAGUCUUGUGCAUAUGUAGUUGAAUGUGCAGUGUGAUAUAUGUCUCCGUGGGUGUGUGGCCUAAAAAUUUGAAUGUGUGGUGAGAGCUGUGUGUGUGUUACGUCCAAGAGAAGAACAGCUCUGAACUCCUGAUUUGUGCCUGUGAUUAGUUUGCUUCUGUGUGUAUCUGGCCUAGUGUGCUGUUACUCUGAAAUUAGGAAGAAGUCUUUUUCUUCUGGAAACUUCUCUCACCUGUCCAGUGUGGCGUGUCAGAGAACACUUACCUUGUGACAUGCCCUCUUAAAAUGUUUACUUCAUCUGCGGUAAAUCCAGCUGCUUCAGCAACUUCUACACCACGAUGGACUUUUCCCUUCCAGAAAUGGGAUCAAGGAUGUGCUCACUUUGGUACUGGAUGGCCUAUUUCAGUGUGGGUCCAAAAAAGGCAAAAAUGGAAGGACUUUUGUACUCCAAGCCAAGAAGGAAAUGAAAUAAGUGAACGUACUAUUUUUACCACCCCUUUCUGUUUGCUUAUUGUUGGUUGCUUUACUGUGCAUAAGGUUGUUAGAUAAAUAUUGUGAAUUCUUUUGUAAAUGAAAUGUAUUAUGUUGAAAGCCGUCAGAAACCGUCAAAUAUAAGCUUUUUUUGUUGUUGAAGAUGAAGUGUGUUAGAUGAAACCAAAAAGUAAAAAAAAAAAGUGACUUCAUAUAUAGCACCUGUUUGAAUAUAAUCUUUCUUUAAGAUUUCUUUUAGCAUAGCCUUUCAGCGCUAAGAAAGAAUAUAUAAAUUUUAUUGUAGUACUGGCUUGCUAACAAAGUAAAUGGUAAAGGUACAAAGUGGGAAGAUGUCAGGGUGACUGGGAAGACUUGCUGGAAAGCUUUGCAGAAUGAAGGAGGCUCUGCCUGCUGGCUAUCUCUCCCUCCCAUCUCUACAACCGUUGCUUACUCCGAGGCAUCCUACUGCAGCAAGCUGCACCUUGGGUCACUCUUUUGGAAUAUUAUGACUGUAGUGUGUCACAGGCAGAAAAGGAGUUGAUUGAAAGUGGACUCUUGAAAACUGACAAAUUUGAAUCAGUGCUAGAGGGAACAGAUUGUGAAUUUUGUUUACAGCAUCCAAUAUUUGGAUUUUUUUGUAAAUAAAAAGAAGUUAUUUUUUUCUAUGGA
Molecule: messenger RNA, 5204 nt
Organism: Chinchilla lanigera (long-tailed chinchilla)
Lineage: Eukaryota; Metazoa; Chordata; Mammalia; Rodentia; Chinchillidae
Gene: Tent5a
Product: family with sequence similarity 46, member A
Biological process (GO): mRNA stabilization
Molecular function (GO): RNA binding; poly(A) RNA polymerase activity
Source: RefSeq, a predicted model, not a curated record